GGUUUUCCCUGAUGAAUUUCACCUCCAGACUUUGAAUCCUUUUCUUCGGGCCUGUGCUGAGUUACACCAGAAUGUAAAUGUGAAAAACAUAAUCAUUGCUUUAAUUGAUAGAUUAGCUUUAUUUGCUCACCGUGAAGAUGGACCUGGAAUCCCAGCGGAUAUUAAACUUUUUGAUAUAUUUUCACAGCAGGUGGCUACAGUGAUACAGUCUAGACAAGACAUGCCUUCAGAGGAUGUUGUAUCUUUACAAGUCUCUCUCAUUAAUCUUGCCAUGAAAUGUUACCCUGAUCGUGUGGACUAUGUUGAUAAAGUUCUAGAAACAACAGUGGAGAUAUUCAAUAAGCUCAACCUUGAACAUAUUGCUACCAGUAGUGCAGUUUCAAAGGAACUCACCAGACUUUUGAAAAUACCAGUUGACACUUACAACAAUAUUUUAACAGUCUUGAAAUUAAAACAUUUUCACCCACUCUUUGAGUACUUUGACUAUGAGUCCAGAAAGAGCAUGAGUUGUUAUGUGCUUAGUAACGUUCUGGAUUAUAAUACAGAAAUUGUCUCUCAAGACCAGGUGGAUUCCAUCAUGAAUUUGGUAUCCACAUUGAUUCAAGAUCAGCCAGAUCAGCCUGUAGAGGACCCUGAUCCAGAAGACUUUGCUGAUGAGCAGAGCCUUGUGGGCCGCUUCAUUCAUCUGCUGCGCUCUGAGGACCCUGACCAGCAGUACUUGAUUUUGAACACAGCACGAAAACAUUUUGGAGCUGGUGGAAAUCAGCGGAUUCGCUUCACAUUGCCACCACUGGUAUUUGCAGCUUACCAGCAAGCUUUCUGAUACAAAGAGAAUUCUAAAGUGGAUGACAAAUGGGAAAAGAAAUGCCAGAAGAUUUUUUCAUUUGCCCACCAGACUAUCAGUGCUUUGAUCAAAGCAGAGCUGGCAGAAUUGCCCUUAAGACUUUUUCUUCAAGGAGCACUAGCUGCUGGGGAAAUUGGUUUUGAAAAUCAUGAAACAGUCGCAUAUGAAUUCAUGUCCCAGGCCUUUUCUCUGUAUGAAGAUGAAAUCAGCGAUUCCAAAGCACAGUUAGCUGCCAUCACCUUGAUCAUUGGCACUUUUGAAAGGAUGAAGUGCUUCAGUGAAGAGAAUCACGAACCUCUGAGGACUCAGUGUGCCCUUGCUGCAUCCAAACUUCUGAAGAAACCCGAUCAGGGCCGAGCUGUGAGCACCUGUGCACAUCUCUUCUGGUCUGGCAGAAACACGGACAAAAAUGGGGAGGAGCUUCACGGAGGCAAGAGGGUAAUGGAGUGCCUAAAGAAAGCUCUAAAAAUAGCAAAUCAGUGCAUGGACCCCUCUCUACAAGUGCAGCUUUUUAUAGAAAUUCUGAACAGAUAUAUCUAUUUUUAUGAAAAGGAAAAUGAUGCGGUAACAAUUCAGGUUUUAAACCAGCUUAUCCAAAAGAUUCGAGAAGACCUCCCGAAUCUUGAAUCCAGUGAAGAAACAGAGCAGAUUAACAAACAUUUUCAUAACACACUGGAGCAUUUGCGCUUGCGGCGGGAAUCACCAGAAUCUGAGGGGCCAAUUUAUGAAGGUCUCAUCCUUUAAAAAGGAAACAGCUCACCAUACUCCUUUCCAUGUACAUGCAGUGAGGGUUUUAUUAUGCUAGGUUUUCCUUCCAUAGAUUGUGCCUUUCAGAAAUGCUGAGGUAGGUUUCCCGUUUCUUACCUGUGAUGUGUUUUACCCAGCACCUCCGGACACUCACCUUCAGGACCUUAAUAAAAUUAUUCACUUGGUAAGUGUUCAAGUCUGUCUGAUCACCCCAAGUAGCAUGACUGAUCUGCUAUUUAAAAUUCCUGUGAUCUGUAAAAAAAAAAAAAAAACCCACAAGCACUUAUCUUGGCUACUAAUGAAGCUCUCCUCCUUUUUUUGUUUGUUUGUUUCAUUGUUGAUUGUGUAUUUUCUUCAUUAUUGGGGAGUACUAACCCAAAAGUGUCUGUCUCUUUUGUUCUUUAGUCCAAUUUGAGAUUAAUUUAGAAGAAAGGAAUACUGUAUGUGAAAUUCAGCUUGGGCUUUUCCCUAAAUUGCAAGAUAAGGCCAUGUGUAAGAUUUUCCCUAAAACUAGAAUAUAUUAAUGCAUGUUUGAGAAUUUUAAAACACCAUGGUCAAAACGAGAAGUUAUAUUUUGCAUAUUUGGACUCAGCCAUCCAUUAAGAACUUGUGUUGUCCUCUGGACAUAUUUAUCAAUAUAAUUCGGUUUUAAAUAGUAUAAAAGAAAAUUUGUGAUCUAUAUAAUUUAUGUAUCACCUUCAUUGUAAAUUUAGCAGGAAAUGCAUCACAAUUAUGAUUUUUUCCUUCCUUUUUUUUUUUUUUUUUUUUUUUUUGCACCAGUGAAACAAUAAAGUUGCUAUUAACAA
This is a messenger RNA of Mandrillus leucophaeus (drill), 2397 nucleotides long. Its product is annotated as vacuolar protein sorting-associated protein 35-like. Lineage: Eukaryota; Metazoa; Chordata; Mammalia; Primates; Cercopithecidae. Gene Ontology annotation, biological process: retrograde transport, endosome to Golgi; intracellular protein transport. Gene Ontology annotation, cellular component: late endosome; retromer, cargo-selective complex; retromer complex. The record is from RefSeq and is a predicted model, not a curated record. The transcript is spliced from 10 exons.